AAUAGAUGGCGCUUAUCAGAUUAUUUUGCAUGGAGAUGGAUGGCAACUAGACGCUAUGUUUUAUAAACCAUGGGAAACUCGAAUUCAUUAUUGACUGAUGAGAAAAUACAAGAGCUAGCAGGUAAAACACACUUUAAUCAGAAUGAAAUAAAAUCAAUAGUCAAGAGAUACAGUAGUCAUAUCAUUCCGGAGGAUUCUACCACAGGAAUAACACGGAGCAGCUUCCUGUCCAUACCAGAGCUAACAUGCACUCCAUAUGCUGAUAUGUUAUACAACAUAUACACAGACAGCCAGAAAUCCACAAUGACACCAGAGGAGUUUCUGAUGCUCUUCUCAAUGCUGAGUAGCAAGGCGACCAUUAAAGAAAAGCAGAAACUAAUGUUUCAAGUCUUUGAUAUAAGUAAAGAUGGCAUCAUUGGAUUUGAUGAAGUGUUCCGUGUGUACAAGAAAAUGUUUUCUGCAGGAUUUACAGAUGAACAACUAACAGAGAUUGUCAACUCCGUUUUAACAUCGCAGAGUUUGAAAACACCAGGUACUAUCGAUUUUGAUGAGUUCUGCAAGAUGAUGGCACCAAUGGAGCUACGUGAAAAAUUAACCAUUGAGCUUCAGCUUUCAAUUUGAAAUGAAAUUAAUGUUUUUUUAUUUAAAUAUCCAAUCGUAAAUCAGCAAGAACUCUAUGUUGAAUUAAAAGUUUCAGGCAAAGGCUGAUGUCAUCCAGAUCAGACAGUCUGUAAAAAUUGAUUUUUCAGUGGAAAAAUAGAGGAAAAAGAAAGUAGAAAAGACUAAGAGCCCGAUUCAUACACAUAGUGAUGAAGGGCAUGAAGCUAUCGGCUGUCGGUGUAUGCAGGCCUGAAGUUGAUGUGAAAAGCAAAAAUUGUUGUACGAUCAAUGGUCUAUAUGCUUCGUUGUUACAUAUUGAGUAUGAAAUCAUUUGGCAUAGUAAUAAUACAAGUAACACACAGCGAAAAUUUUAAAAUCUCCUUAUGUUUAUAUAAGUGUUAUGUAAGUAUGUAUAAAUUUCUAAACAAUCAGUGUAGUAAUACUGUUGUAUGUACAAUGUAUGUAGAUCUACAAUAAAUUAAUAAUGGCAUUGGUGAAUAAAUUUGAUCACAGUGAAAAUGUA
Anneissia japonica is the source of this 1123-nucleotide messenger RNA. RefSeq names its product calcineurin subunit B-like. The coding region runs from base 70 to 621 and encodes 183 amino acids. The record is from RefSeq and is a predicted model, not a curated record. Gene Ontology annotation, molecular function: calcium ion binding; calcium-dependent protein serine/threonine phosphatase regulator activity. NCBI's taxonomy places the organism in Eukaryota, Metazoa, Echinodermata, Crinoidea, Comatulida, Comatulidae. The transcript is spliced from 5 exons.